GGAUGCGACCGACGAACUUACCAGUGGCAACUCUUUGGGUUUUCAUUGGUACGGCGCAACACACCCGUGUCUGUCUCACGGCUCUCUGCACGAAAGCACUUCACUCUGCCAAAUGUCGACCAGCGCAAGCGUGUGCUUGAGCUCCUCGCCCUACCACACCGUUGAAUGCACCCGCAACUUACGACCGCUCUACCCCGGGCUAUCACAAUGACUUCGUAUCCAUAUACGAGAACGGUUCGAGUGACCAAACCAAGGCGUUCCUUUGCAUGUUCGAUUCAAUCACAAAAAGUGUUGGCCUCGGAGUAUCCAUACGGACGUCUGUCCCGCACGAGAGGAGCGUUCAAUCACUGUACCGAAUACCUGGCUGACGUCCGGAAUCAGGCGUUCGACCCUCUUCACGAACUUAGGGAUGCCAACAAUGAGUUCUUUGAUACAAUAAUCUUCAUGAACGAUAUUCUGCCUUGCGUUGACGGCGUCCUCAAGUUAAUCUGGCAGAGCAGAAGAAACGACGCAGGAAUUACGUGUGCUGCAGAUUAUGUGUAUCAGUGACCUCAAUGCACCCGUCUUUUACAAUAUGACGCGCCCUCGAA
This is a messenger RNA of Pisolithus orientalis, 590 nucleotides long. Its product is annotated as cryptococcal mannosyltransferase 1-domain-containing protein. The record is from RefSeq and is a predicted model, not a curated record. The transcript has 2 exons. Bases 166 to 549 code for a protein of 127 amino acids. Lineage: Eukaryota; Fungi; Basidiomycota; Agaricomycetes; Boletales; Pisolithaceae.